UGUGCCUCAACUCAGCCGCGCACUCUGCAUCAGGAGUUCAAAUGGCGGGAGCUGGAGGAGCAGCGGAAGGCAGAGCGUCUCCACAAGCGUCUGCAGCAGGAGCAGGCCUAUCUGCUGUCCCUCCAGCACGACAAUAAACCACCGCAGUCCUGCGAAAAGACUGAAGACACCAAGAGAAUGUCCCCUGACAGUACUAUCAAAGCCCCUCAGACAACGUCCCCAGGCCCCGUGGGCGAUAGAGCCCCAGCUCCACAACCCCACGUCCUCAAUAAUUCUAAUGCUAUUGCUCCACGGAGAACGUCCUGCGAUAACACUAGGUCCCCACAUGCCCAUUUCCUGGACAGUGUUACUGCUAACGCCCCACGGAGAAUGUCCUCGGAUACCACAAAGUCCCCACAAACCAUGUCCUGCGAUAACACUACCAAGGCCCCUCAGAAACUGUCCCCAAACAGUGUUGAUAAAGACUCAGAAAAGACCCCCUCUGACAAUAGCGAUGCCCUAGCCACCCAGUCCACAGACGUUACUAAACCCUCACAGACCAGGGGCCUAGACGGCCCCAAGUCCCCACAGACAGACCGCUCGGAGGCUAGCGACGCUCUCGGUGAUCCUCAGCCAAUCAGAGAGGUGAACCCCAACACGACAUCACUUCCUCCUGCUGCCUGCUGCUACUUCUAUUCUAGCUGCCUGCCCCCCUCUCCACACAGCGUGUUAUGUUAGCCCUGGUGGUGUGAGCUGGUGCUAUGGUUGUCUUUUUUCUUUCAGUUAUCGUCUUAAAAUAGUGUUUAAUACCUCACACAGUCCAAUGUUGCACUGCGUUUAAUGUAUGCGACACAAAAUAGCCUAUAACGUUACCGUACUAGGAUAACGUUGUUGUCUGUUUUUAAAUGAUUAGUGAAUAGACUUCUCAGCCAACCAUUUUGUUUGAGGAGCGAGGACAGUCAGAGAAAAGAAAGCCAGUAGCUCACAACCACUGCCUCUCUAAAACUGUACUGCUUCACUUCUGGCUCUCGUCUUUGCUUGACUAUCUGAUGCUUCUCUACUAAAACGUCUUUAGGAUGACGUGUCAAUCUUGAGAGGACUGAGCAAGAAAAAUACUAAGUAUAGACUGAAGCGCUGCGAGCUGGAUCUCUGUCAACAUCAUUUUGCAUUCAGGACCAAAUGGUUUGCUUACGCAGAACACGGUACAUUUUCUCUUGCCAUUUAGUCAGCUAUAAUUAAUUUAAUGAAAAUGCAUCUUUUUCCUUCAUAUGCAUUCACAGUUGAGUUGCCAUACCUGAAUGUAACACAUUUAAAUCAAUGGGCUUGAAUUGAUAAAGGGACCCAGCAGAGGCGGUGAUGAGUUGAAGCUGUCAGUACUUCACAUAUUCUUGUGAAUUACCAGUUGUAUUGCUGUCUACUGCUGUGGUGAAAUCAAAGUAGUCAGGUGUUCAUGCUCUUGUCGUCCUCUCACAUACCUACUAAAUAAGCGUGAUGGUUUGUAAUGCGGCUGUGCCUUGUACUGUUCAGGUAAGUGACUGGAGAGGAUGUCAUGCAUGUGGUCAGCUCAGGCCCACACUAACAUAUGUGUGCUGCUGGGUCCCAGAGAGAGACUGUUCUCUGGGGUGAGUCCCCUGGAGGUGUAAGAUAUCAUUAACAAGACUGUCUGCGGUGGGCUCGUGUGCAUGUCAGCGGACUUUCCCUCCCUGUCGAUAACAAGGCGUCGGCUUCAGUGUUGACUCUUCCUCGUUCUCCUAGUCUUUCUCCUUGUGUGUUUUGUCGUUGAGUUAAUGCCUCAACCUUGACCCCGCUGAUUCUCACUGACCCUGUCUGUCCUGCAC
Molecule: messenger RNA, 1817 nt
Organism: Oncorhynchus masou masou (cherry salmon)
Lineage: Eukaryota; Metazoa; Chordata; Actinopteri; Salmoniformes; Salmonidae
Product: traf2 and NCK-interacting protein kinase-like
Exons: 1
Source: RefSeq, a predicted model, not a curated record